CCACAAACCUGUGUGUCCCUUCUUCCUGUUCAUCUCUGACAGAAUCAUGGAGCCUGCACAGCUCUGCACUGUUGUCAUGAGCAUUGCAAGCAUAGGGCACACAAUCCUGGAGUCUUUGCAGAGACACAAGAAGAACCAAAUUGGUGAGGAACAUGAUGAUUCCCUUGAAGGAUAGAUUGCUGUGGGACAUAGCGAAAACCAGUUCAAGAAUGGCCAGAGUUUCCUGGUGUUGGAUGAACAAAGGUUUGCAAAAGAGAUUCUUCCCAAGUAUUUCAAGCACAACAACAUGGCGAGCUUUGUGAGACAGCUAAAUAUGUAUGGCUUCCGUAAAGUAGUCCAUGUUGACUCUGGCAUUGUCAAAUUGGAACGGGAUGGUCCUGUGGAGUUCCAGCACCCAUACUUUAAGCAGGGCCGUGAUGACUUGUUGGAGCAUAUUAAAAGGAAGGUUUCCUCUUCAAGACCUGAAGAAAAUAAAAUCCGUCAGGAAGACCUGUCUAAAAUCAUAAGCAGUGCUCAGAAGGUGCAAAUUAAACACGAGACCAUCGAAUCCAGGCUGUCUGCCUUAAAGAGGGAAAAUGAAUCCCUUUGGAGGGAAGUGGCAGAAUUGAGAGCAAAACACUUGCAGCAGCAACAGGUUAUUAGAAAGAUUGUACAGUUCAUUGUUACUCUGGUGCAGAAUAACCAGCUAGUGAGUCUAAAACGCAAACGGCCACUACUUCUGAAUACCAAUGGACCUCCAAAGUCCACUAUGUUUCAGCAGAUCGUCAAAGAACCAGCUGACAAAAACCAUCAUGUACCACUCAGCAGAACUGAGGGACUAGAGCAGAGGGAGCAGAUUUCAGAUGACAUCAUUAUUUAUGAUGUCACUGAUAUUGGUGAGGAAGAAAAUACUAUGGGUGAAGAAGAAAGUGCUCCCAUUACUCCAGAAACAAAUGAGGAUGCUACAUCAGACUCUUCCAACUGUAGUCAUUCUCCUGAUAUUGUAAUUGUAGAAGAUGAUAAUGAGGAUGACAACGUCCCUGUAAUUCAAGGGGAUAAAAAUACCGAACCAAUCACUAUCCCAGCCAGUGAUCCCCUCAGUCCUGUCAGUGACAGUACAAGCCCUCUCAUGUCUAGUGCUGUUCAACUGAACAACCAGUCAGCUCUAACUGCAGAAGACCCUGUCUCAAUGAUGGAUUCCAUACUCAGUGAGAAUGGAGUAAUUUCACAGAACAUCAACCUUCUUGGAAAAGUUGAGCUAUUGGAUUAUCUUGACAGUAUUGAUUGCAGUUUAGAGGACUUCCAAGCCAUGCUGUCAGGACGACAGUUCAGCAUAGACCCAGAUCUUCUGGUUGAUCUUUUUACAAGCUCCGUGCAGAUGAAUCCCACGGAUCAUAUCAGUAAUACAAAAGAGACAAAAGGAAUAGAAACUACAAAGAGUAAUGGACCUCAGCCUGCUUCACAAGACGCACAAAGUUCUAAGCCCAAAUCAGAUAAACAGCUCAUUCAAUAUACUGCCUUUCCACUCCUUGCAUUCCUUGAUGGGAGUCCAGGUGCAACUGUUGAGGGUGGAAAUUCCACAUCUGAAACCAUGUCCUCCCUAGACAAACCCUUAGAAGUGGAUGAGCUUCUGGAAAGCAGCCUGGACCCUGAACCAACUCAAAGCAAGUUAGUGCGGCUGGAGCCACUGACUGAGGCAGAAGCAAGUGAAGCCACACUGUUUUAUUUAUGUGAACUUGCUCCUGCACCCAUGGACACAGAUAUGCCAUUCUUGGAUAACUAACAUAGCAGGAACUUUGUAUAUAUUCAUCAAAAUGAACUAUUUAUUUAGGAUAUCGUUUGGUAUCUUUCUGGGUUUUUUGGCAAAUACUUUGGUUAGUAUAACCAACUAUUGUGGAAUCUCUCUAUCCUUCUCCCCACAAACAGCUUUUUGAAUAUGUGUAAGUAGUUGUGUACUUAUACAAAACAUCAUAGACAUAGUAUGACUUGGUAUAUGCAACUAAGUUACCAGAGUUUUUAAUUGUUGUCAAAUAUUUGGUAUUUACAGAGAAUACAAAAUAUCCCAGGUAAUCAAAAUUCAUGUCAUAAUCUUUGUUUUACACUCAAACUUUUUGGUUCUAUGUAUGAUUGAGUAGAAUAACUCUGUAUUGUGUAGAACUCUAAAUGUUUUCUGUAUUUUAGUUUUCUAUUUUUACAACCUUUUUGUUUAAACUUUUUUUUGGGGGGGGGGGGUGCUGCAUCAAGACCUGAGUUGAGCUGUAUUUUUUUCUGGUUGAAUUGGGAACAAAGUGCCUGUUACCUACUUGACUGUUUUGGUUCUGCCUUAGUUCUUCAGUGAGUGUGGUCAUACAUGACAGGAGAGAAAUGGAAGUUUUUAUUUAUUAAGACAGGAGCCACUUGCAUGCAUUAGUUCUAACCUGAACCAUCCACUUUGAUAAAAUAAAUGUUAUCUAGGUGUGACUUUUGUUAGGGGUCAUCUUUUACAUUGUCUACAUUUAGAGUCAAUGCUUAGAACAUGUUUUCAGAUGAACUACUUUAAUUCAUGCUAGUGUAUGCCACAAAAGACAGGCUUAGUUUUCAGUUUCAGAACUUUUUUUUUUUAAAACCAGUAAUUGCAUGGAAUAAAUUUCAAGAGGUCAGGUCAGACUCUACAGGAGCUAUGUAUUAAGUGAAAGAUGUACACUUUUUACUACAUUAACAUGCUGAGAUAGUAAAAAAAAAAAAUUGAUACCAUUGAGCAUGAAAUAUGCUGUUUUCAUAUACAGAUAAUGUUGUGUUCACUGUUAGGUAGGGAUCUUGUAGCAUGUCAGUUAAACACUUGUUUUCAAGCUACUUGAAUCAGGCAGAAAAAAAUCUCUUCAAAUUCUCACCAGUUUUUGUGCAUUGACUCAUCUUCUCUGCCACCAGUAAACAAAUGUUUUGGAGACCUAGGGUACAUCUGUUCAAGGAUAAAAUAGCAUAGCUGGAGUUGGCUCAGGUCAGUAGACUUGAACUUGUAAGGCUAAAAAUUGCUGUGUAGACAGUUGGGCUUGGGCUGGAGCCUAGGCUCUGGGACCUUCCACUGUGAGCCUGAGUUAGCUGACUUAGGCCAGCCAUGGGGCAGGGAUCCCUGUGUAGAUGUAACCAUAGUGGCUUUGUGUAUAUUUUCAUUAAUGGAAUUUGUAAAAUGUAUCUAGAAAGCUACUAUUGUAUACUCAUUCAGAAGACACUAUCCUAGUCAAACAAGUACCUUUUGGCAAGCAUAGCAGUAACUGCUUUUAAUACCUUAAGACCUAAUAACAAAUAAGUUCAUAUAGCACUUAAUUUCCUCAGCUAGUCAAAAAAAUGUCAACUAAAAUGGAAGCAGCUCAGUGAGGUGUGUUUAUAUACUAUCAAAAGCCACUGGCUGUGAAGGUCUCUGGCUGGUAUAAGUAUCUAAUCAUGUACUGUUAUACCACAGGAGAAAUCACCUAGUAAACAAUUUUGAUGUGGCAUGAAAAGAUGUGCUAUUUAAACAUUCUUAAUGGGUUAGCUGAGUUGCUAGUUUAUCAAGUUAAUGUCACUAAAUACUGCUUAGACCAGUGCUUCUCAAACGGGGGUUGGGACCCCUCAGGGUCACAAGCUGUCAGCCUGCCACCCCAAACCCAUGUCAACCAAUAUUUGCCUGAGAACAGAGAUCUGAGUCUCAAGAGACCCACAUUGGAGCUAACAAUAGGUGUUUGUAAUACUAUGAGAAUCUAUAUGAAUCCAGUCUGCACAUGAAAGUUUUCAGCCUCCACUGAAAUACAGCCACCUCUGGGUUUGAAAGAAGUAGCUCUUCAACAGCACACAACAUUCCACUUUGCAUCCAGCAUUUAUAAUUGUGUUUAAAUAAAUUAAAGUGUUUGUUUUAUAAGGAUGGUUGCACUCAGACUUGCUAUGUGAAAAGGAGCACCAGUACAAAAGUUUGAAAAACACUGGCUUAGAGUAUCUAAUGAAAAGCAGACCCAGAAGAAACAAUUGAAUGGAAAGAUAGAUUGAGGGAGGUUAGACCAUUAAGAGAUUUGGAGGAGGGGAAUAUGUGUAAUUAAAACACAUGGUAGGACCACACUUGCAGUAUUCAUUUCAACAUGCUAUGCCUAGGCUCUAGGUUGCAGAGCUGCAUGUGCUUAGUAAUUUUCAGUGAUCAGUGUUCAAGCUGUUCACUGCUCCUGCAUAAGAUCACCUAACAGGGUGUUUAUGCCAUCCCUUCUAUUUAAAGAACUGAGUUCACAAACCAUAAGAAGGGGUUAAAACCAAAGUUUGAGCACCUGUCCUCUAGGGAUGAUGUACAAGAUAUUUUAUUCAGAUGUGAAGGUACAGACAGCAGGUUGAAAUGCAUCUCAGGUGUUCUUUUCAUGUCCUUAUUACUCAAUGUGUAACUCAAAAGCUUGAGCUAACUAGUGCUGUGAAAAAAACCCUUAACUAAUUAAGCUAGGUAGGAGUAUAGAAGCUGGAAGCAGUAAAGGAAAGACUGAAGCCAGUCCCAAUUAAAGUGAGUGCUGCCCCUUUGUUGCUACUGCUAACUACUAGAAGGAACUAAAUGAGCACAAUAAGUGUAGUCUAAUAACACAUGAGCCAAGACACAUUUGCUUCUGUCUGCAGUGGCUCAGGAAUUAGACAUUGUAGGAUUGAGGGACAGGCUUUAACAAUGCUCUAUUUAUACUUCCUUUAAUCAGCAGCCCAGUUUGUUGCCACUAUUAAACAUUAAUUGUAGCUUGAAGCACUUCCAUUAUAAAUUGUCAGAUGGUGUCAUCUGCCUAUAGCCUUGUCUGGGGUAGGAAGUUAACCACCCAUGCAAAUGUUGAGUGCAGGCAAUUUGCACUCUAGCAGUUUAUCCCCAUGGGUGCAAGUCACACUACACUAGGGGCAGAAAGGGGUGGAACCCCUUCAUGAACCCUGCUGUGGAAAAAGCUCUAUCUAUGCUAUAGAAUGCCACCUGUUAAACACACAUUACAUAAACUUUCUAAACACCAGUUUGUAGCACUUGUUUUACUCUUGUAGUUUAGUCUUGAGUAUGAACUGCAUCCCCUGACUAAUUUGUAGCCAUCAGAAAAUAAAAACAUCUUUAUCUGAAUUUGUUUAUUGACAGGUAAUAUGUUCAAAAUGACUGUACACAGUAUUGGCUUCAGCUGCCUCCAAACAUCACUGGCUCUGACUAACGCAGCAGUCUUACUUAGCCUAUGCCAAUGUGUUUGAGCAAUUUAAAAUAAAACUUAAAU
Mauremys mutica (yellowpond turtle) is the source of this 5198-nucleotide messenger RNA. It is a transcript of the gene HSF2, whose product is annotated as heat shock transcription factor 2. NCBI's taxonomy places the organism in Eukaryota, Metazoa, Chordata, Testudines, Geoemydidae. The transcript has 13 exons. Bases 287 to 1762 code for a protein of 491 amino acids. Gene Ontology annotation, biological process: regulation of DNA-templated transcription. Gene Ontology annotation, molecular function: sequence-specific DNA binding; DNA-binding transcription factor activity. The record is from RefSeq and is a predicted model, not a curated record.